This is a messenger RNA of Arachis duranensis, 1236 nucleotides long. RefSeq lists its product as uncharacterized. Lineage: Eukaryota; Viridiplantae; Streptophyta; Magnoliopsida; Fabales; Fabaceae. Gene Ontology annotation, molecular function: zinc ion binding. The record is from RefSeq and is a predicted model, not a curated record. The transcript is spliced from 2 exons. The coding region runs from base 1 to 1236 and encodes 411 amino acids.
AUGCCCGGUACGAUUGCAGUCCUUAGGACGAGCCCAGUUCGAGUUGGGGGACAGGUGGACGAGUCGCAAGCUUAUUUUCACCGACUGUUCUGGACGUUUCCUCCAUGUAUCGAGGCAUUUCGUCAUUGCAAGCCGUUGGUCAGUAUUGAUGGCACCCAUCUGUAUGGCAAGUAUGGCGGAACAUUGCUCGUCGUGAUUGCACAGGAUGGAAACUCCAACAUUCUGCCUGUUGCAUUUGCCCUAGUUAAGGGCAACGGCAUUAAGGCUGCCCUUGAGGCUCCAGACGGAGGAUGGCUACCUCCAGUUGCCUACCGCGCAUUCUGUAUUCGACAUGUGGCAGCAAAUUUUGCCCUGACCUUCAAGGGCAAGGACGCAAGGAGACUACUUGUGAAUGCAGCAUAUGCUAAGACCGAGGUGGAGUUUGAUUACUGGUUCGAUAUUCUGCGGUCUGAAGACCCAGCCAUGUGUGAGUGGGCGAACCGGAUUGAGUAUUCGUUGUGGACACAGCAUCGUGAUGAGGGUCGAAGAUUUGGGCACAUGAAGACAAAUAUCUCUGAGUGUGUUAAUUCAAACCUCAAGGGGGUCAGGAAUCUCCCUGUGUACUCGCUGGUCAAGGCAACUUACGAAAGGUUGGCCGAACUAUUCAUCCGCAAGGGGAGAGUGGCUGAGGCCCAGCUGGGCAUCGGACAACAGUUCAGUCAACACCUGAUCAAGUGUAUCGAGGCCAAUCUGAAGACGGUGAGGUGCUUCACAGUGACGUUGUACCACAGAGAUAACUUCGAGUUCACCGUUGCGGAGACAACGCCUACUGGUACGUUCUCACUGGGUACCUACAGGGUCUCACUUGCGAAUCAGACAUGUGAUUGCGAAUACUUUCAGGCACUUCAUUUCUCGUGUCCUCACGCCCUGGCAUGCUAUGCCUAUUCACGGCUAACUUGGCAGCCGUAUGUACACCAGAUGUAUCGUCUUAGUUCGGUCUUCAGUGUGUAUCGGAUGGGGUUCACACCUCCCAUUCCUGAGGGUUUUUGGCCACCGUACGAUGGGCCGACAGUGAUCCCAGACCCGAACAAGAGGCGUGCGAAGGAGGGACGUCCAAGGUCCACCAGGAUACUGACCACUAUGGACGAGGCAGAUCUGAAUAGGCUGAAGAGAUGUGGCCUCUGUCGGCAGCUCGGACACACACGUCAGAAUUGUCCACAGCUCGGAGGACCAAGCCAGACAAGAACACAUGAGUAG